AGUCAUCGGUCGAGAUUACUUGACACAAACGUCGUGAGUAAUGGCUUCGGCUGUAAAUUUCGGAAGAGGUCUUCUUCUGUCAAGUUGCAGACUUGGCUCUAACGUUAGAAAGUAUUUGCCAUUCUCAGGUGUGAAAGAGUUAUGGAGCCAAAGAAUUACAUUUAAUAUUCAUUCAAUAUGCCGUCUUAGCCAGCAAGCUGGCCUGGGGUCAAGCAAACCAUGGCAACUAGCAAGCGCAGUGUGCCUGGAGAGGUUUCCGGUUGUCUGCCAAGAAGAGAAUGGGAUUGAACAACGCUACAUUGACAUGAUCAACAAUGUGGAGUUGGAGAAGAGUGCCCUAUCCCAGCACGAGUUGUCUGUGGCAGCAGACAAGAGGAGAAUGGCUAAAAAGCAAUCUGGAGAGCAAGACGAAGAAGAAAAGGAUGAUGGUGGAGAUCUCUUGACUGCCCUCGACUUGGAGGAUAUAGCCACAGAAGAGUUAGCAGGAUUUCAGGUAGCACCAAGACUUACAGGAGCUGAUGAGAGAGACGAAAGACAUUCCCUGGAUCGUGAACUCUCAAAUAAACUAGUGUUGAUAGUCAAAUGCAAGAUGGGAAAGGAUAGUGUGUGGCUGCUUCCAUAUGGCAACAGAGCAGAAGGAGAGACUAUGAAAAAUGCAGCUGUGAGAGUGCUUGGGGACCAUGCAGAUGAUUCAGGAGCUCUUAGGACUCACUUCAUGGGUAAUGCACCUGUUGGUUUCUACAAGCAACGUUACCCCAAGGCAGUCCAAGAGCAAACUGGAAAAGCAGGUGUCAAGGUAUUUUUCUUCAAAGCCCAGUACGUAUCAGGAAUAUUUGAGAAGAAAACAGACUCGCCAGCUGUAGAAGACUACCUGUGGGUAACUCAAGAAGAAUUACAUCAGUACCUCUCAGAACCAUAUCUACAAUCUAUCCAGAAAUUUAUGUUGCCUUUAUGACAGUGCACUUAUCAAGAUUUAUAUUGAACUUAUGUUUUGAGAAGACACUUACAUGUUUACAUGGUAGAGGAAUAUUGUUGGUAUCCCUUCCUCUGAACAUAGAAAGCAGAAUCCAACUGGCCAACCUUUAUAGUCUACAGUCUACAGACUCACAGGGAAUGUAUUAUAACACUAUGGCUUAUAGUUGAUAGCCUAGCUGGUGUACUCUCUGUAUCAAUAAACAGAGAGGGUAGGGACACAAUAAUCCUCAGGGUCUUGUGAUCAAGACAGGAUGUUCUAUAUUACAGUUAACAAGGAUUUGUACUUGCUCAUGACAUGAAGAAUAACCUUUCAGUGGAGAAAGCCAAGUCCACCACAACAGGAAGUUGAUGUGAAAAGAUAGAGGAAACUCAAAGAAGGAAUAAGGAAUUUAGAAUUUUUGUGAAUUAUAAAUUCAUAAUCAAAUUUUUCAAUUUUUGUGUAUUUGGAAUGUCAACCAAGCUGCUAUGCUAUACUUACAUCAUAGAAGAAGUACGGGGGAAAAAAUGUAUCCCAUAUUUCCAAGUAAUAAAAUCCAUACAUGUGCAAAAGAAAUCAGCAGUUCUCUGCUUAUCACCUGUGUUGAGCAGAUAACAAUUAAAAACAAGCAAAUUUGUUCAAUGCCGUAAUUUUCUAAUUCUACACCCCAUUUUGAUUGAAUUUUAAACUUUAUGGUCAUUAAUUCCGUCUAUUAAUUCAAAGUCUAAUGGACUUUUAGGAAAGGGGAUCUUAAUUUUUAUUAGAUUAGUUUUAAAAUUAGGAAUUGAAGUACUCAUUAAAAGAAAAUUAAAGUGACAUGCAGUAUUGCUAUGCUAGUAGUGAUUGAUAGAAUGCUUCAAAGCACUGGUAGUAUAUUUUCCCACAAGUGGAAAGCUCAGCAACAAAGCUGAGGAGACUUGUUUUGUCACCUGAAUACAAUAAAAACAGUCCAAUCAUAUUUGCUAAACAGAUGGCACAGAAAUGUUUUGUCUACAGUUGCUUGGAAAAACUUGUGACAUGAAAUCUUGAUGUUAUAUGUCUUUCCCUGCAAUUUCAGAUUUUUGUUUUAAAGACUGGAAGCCUAUAAUGGCAUAUCUUAUAAAUGAUGUAAUUUUUUUGUUUACCAUGUCUAAACUUAAAACAUCAUAUAUAGCUCUGUUUUAUCAUACAUGAAUUAUGCUUUGUACUUCAUACAUUCAUAUGUACCUCUCAACAUUGCCUAAUUAUCGUGUACAAUGAUUUUGAAUAUGAAAUACAUCUAUGAAUGUAUGUGUAA
Messenger RNA from Lytechinus pictus (painted urchin), 2228 nucleotides. Its product is annotated as large ribosomal subunit protein mL46-like. The record is from RefSeq and is a predicted model, not a curated record. Bases 41 to 955 code for a protein of 304 amino acids. Gene Ontology annotation, cellular component: mitochondrial large ribosomal subunit. The transcript has 6 exons. Gene Ontology annotation, molecular function: structural constituent of ribosome. Lineage: Eukaryota; Metazoa; Echinodermata; Echinoidea; Temnopleuroida; Toxopneustidae.